Molecule: messenger RNA, 4257 nt
Organism: Porites evermanni
Lineage: Eukaryota; Metazoa; Cnidaria; Anthozoa; Scleractinia; Poritidae
Source: the annotation of a GenBank genome assembly
CGUUGUAGGUUCUACGGAUUAAUAGACAAACUCACUGAGAUGCUAUAUACAACUGAACUUGACUUGUCUUCUUUGGUAAGAAAAGAAUUUGAGACAUGCUUAAAUACGCGUACGUUCAACACAUGAAGUUCCCAUUAUUUAUUGACCUUGUUUCGUCGUUAGUCAUAACCGUUACAAUUUCCUCACAUUUGAUUGAUGCAUAAACAGCCUUAUUUUUCACUGACUAUUGUGUAGGAUUGUAAUCGGACAGUUGGCUGUAAUUGGACAGUUACACCAGCCAAUCACAUUUAGUGCACUCGGUUAAAUCCACCAAUCACAGAAUUUAUCACAAUAACCGUAGCAAGAAAAUGCAAGAACCUCUUCCUUACAAAACUGGGGAUUUUCCAAAAUGGACGAAUUUGUAUGAUUUGUAACAUUAGACUCGUCGUGUUGUUCAGUUGAGUCUGUAAUCAUACUCGUGAUUAAACACUGCUAAUCUGGUAAUCACUCCUAUGAUUACAGCCGGAUUACAGACCGAACUGGACUCUACUCAGUCCCAUUACCAUUACUUUACAAACUAAUUGUGACAAGUGAGUAAGACUGCCCGCCACGACUGACGUGGAUCUUACAAUCGUUAACCUACUGAAUCUCGGACGGAUGGAUAAAUACUUUCUUUUUUUCGCGUUUCCUAGAGGCGCUCUAUUACUGCUUGUUUGCUGACGCUCUCUUGUGAGAAUCUCGAAAAUCAAAAGACUCUUCUUCAUACAACUGGACUUCAGGUAAGUGAUAAUAUCCAAAUAGAAAAUACACAGACUAAUGUGCAUGCACACCAACGACACUGCCUACAUGGAGCUUCUAGUAUCAAAUUAGAAUUGAGAGAUGUCUUACUGGUUACUCUCCUGUUAAUUGUAGGAGCACUUGGCCUCAGUCUCUUUAGAAAACUGGAGUGCUUGGGAGGAGAAUGAAGCUGCUCAGUUGAUGAAGUUUCUUGGGCUUGAUCAGACAGGUGAUAGAUUUGAUAUACAGUAAAAACCCGCAACUAAGAACCUACAUUUUCAGGAGUUAGCCUAAACAGGUUCUUAUAUAAAUGGUACUUAACAGAAUUUUACGCUAUUUAGGUUCUUAAAAUGGGUUCUUAAUCCUGGAGAAAAAAACAAUGCAUAAUGGUGUGCUGAACAACAUAUUGCUUAGUAUGAUUUGUAAGUCUACAUACCUUCCUUCCUUUUUCUUUAAAAAUUUUUUUUACAACAAUGGCAAUCUGCUUUUUUUGCUUCAAAUAUGAUUCUUGUAUCGCAGCUGUAAUGUACUAGUAUGAUUUUAGAAAAUAAGAACCUGUUUUAAAUUUCUUAGGCUAAAUAGGUUCUUGUUUAUAGGAGGUAUAAAUGACCAAUUUUAGGCUAACAGGUUCUUAAUUUUUAGGUUCUUAGUUGCGGGUUUUUAUUGUAGGUGUAAUAAUUAUAUAAAUGUUCAUGUUGUGUAACCACAAUAAAGAUUUUUCUAGCCUGUUCACAGAACCUCUAUUUUCUCUUCUCAGUCCGUCGAGCGCGCGUGAUAAAAAACUAAAAACCGCGGGGGAUUUAUUGACCGCCAGCGCAAGAGAGUAGGGGUGGGGGAAGACGAAAUUAGACGCUCUCCGCGCUCGCCGAUGUUUUGGAAAAGAACGAAAAGAAAAAUAAAACAAAGUCUGUGAAAAGGCUACGAUUUUUCAAUCGCACUCAGUUGGAUUUCAGUAUCCCGCACUUUACAGUUUCUAAAUUUCUUAAGGUAAUUGCCAAACCAAACAGUCGGAAACAAGAGGAAUUAACGGGAUAAAAUAGAACGACACUGUUCGAUUGGAAACGUUUCCAAUCGAAUCGAAGCGAUCCAUUGGCGUUUCGACCGAAAUUGAAAGACUGAAAACGAAAGUUUAGGUCCGACUGAUCAAAGAGGACUAGCCUGCGAUUGAACAAGCUCUCCCGGGGUGCUCUGGCGGCGGGGCAAAAAAUGAUGGAGAACCUCAGAAGAACCUGCUCGCGGGUUAGAGGGGACCUUCAAUGGGGGUGGACCACUUUGACGGAAAAAUUUCAACGCGAACCGAAGCGUUCCAUUUAUUUCUCGAUGGAGUUUUGGCGUAAUGGAAAGCAGCCGUUGUCUUCUCGAGUCGGGAGCGGUUCUAUUUUCUUCAACCGUCCCAGAUUUUUCCAUGGUCAGCGAUAAUAUUAAUUCGUCUCGGGAUUACACCCAGUCUGAUCAGACUAACUUCUCAUUGCAUGUUUUUGAAAAUGUAGUUAAAAAAAUGGACGCGAAUUCACUGAAACCUACAAAAAAGGACAAGACGGAAAAAAGCCCUUAAAUCAUACGUAAGGAGCAAAGGAAAUAACAUCCGGGAGGAAAGGAAGGAAAAAGAAAAAAAAAGUAAUUUUUUGAACUCUCAGUUUUUAUAUUGGCUACUUUGGAGGUCUCUUUUAGCUGACCAGAUAGUUAUGACAAGAUAUGAAAUUUAUAAUAUUUGAACUGCGUAGUAAAGCGAAUUUAAAAAACACUGGAAUAAUCCUUGCAGUUCUUUUUUACACAACCGAAGGGGCUAAAUCACGCCAUUUGUUAUAUGUAUAUUAUUAAAAAGAUGAAACCUGUCUUUACAUCAAUUGAAAUCUAAACUCAAACUGUUUUCUGUCGUCUGUUAUAUUUACGGAUGGCAACUAAGUUCUCCCUGAAGAAAUUUAUUUGACAUCUUCAUAACUCCACAGGAGCAUUUUGUGUAUGGCCGACGGUAAGCACCAAGUGCACAGAAUUCGUCAAAGGCCUAGCUUGCAGUGCAGGCCUAUUUUGGGCGGGCGAAAGCUGCUUGGUUAUGUUCGUACUGUUGUAACCGCUAUCUUUGAUGUUAUGACGGAGGAAGAUUAGUUUGCCCACAGGCGGCCCAAGCUCAGUGUGUGAGGUUAAUCGUUAACACAUGUAGUUUCAUAUUGCGUAAUUUAAAAUGGCCGUGAAUAUAAAGGAUUUGUAUGGGAAUUCAGGUAAAAGAUUCAAAUCGAUGAAUACUCGCUAGAAUGUUCAAUAAAAUACAGCUUACCGAGUUUACUUUGCUUGUUUUUGUUUGCUGUGUGGUUAUUUUUCCGAUCCAUUGCGAUUUAAGCGAUUUCCUUUAACCGGAGUUAAACGCAAUGGAUCGGAAAAAUAACCACACAGCAAACAAAAACAAGCAAAGUAAACUCGGUAAGCUGUAUUUUAUUGAACAUUCUAGCGAGUAUUUAUCGAUUUGAAUCUUUUACCUGAAUUCCCAUACAAAUCCUUUAUAUUCACGGCCAUUUUAAAUUACGCAAUAUGAAACUACAUGUGUUAACGAUUAACCUCACACACUGAGCUUGGGCCGCCUGUGGUUUGCCCAAUUUUCUCCUCUCUUUUCGAGUUUCAACAUUGCGCUUUCGCGAGCAAAACAUUCGCCCGCCCGAUGAAAACGCCUGCACUGCAGGAUAUCAAAGGCCAGGUUCAGACGCUGAACUUUUCAGUCGAUGUAAUUUUAAAGCCGGAAAAUUUCCGUUUCUUCACAAAUGUAUCCACAGCAUUUGGGACAGACAUCUGAGGUUCUUUCUGGUAUCUGGCAUAGUCGGAAAUGGUAAACUCCCUCGUCCCUCCCGGAUCAUUUCCAUUCCCGAUAUAUGAACUUACCAUCACGCGGAACCGGACGAAUUUUGGACGGGUGGAAAAUUCGGGCGUUUCGGUGUUCCGUUCACACCUUGACCGUAAGAAAAUUUAGACGCAUAGCCGUUCAAAGGCCCGUGUGAACAGAGCCAAAAUAUUGAACGGCCCCGUGUGAACGUAGUCAUAGCUUUUGAGUAGUAGCUCCAAAACCAUAAUUGAUAAACUACAACUGGAAUCCAAUUUCGAAAACCUCCUAAUAAUUCGAACCAAAACCCACUUCACUGCUAUAAUUUCACGUCCGAAUCAAACUUCGUUCUCCUUGGAGAUUCGAAAAAUCAGGAUUCCACGUUUUAGUUUAACCUGCGUGAAAGGUGGUCAAAACGGAAGGGAAAGGACAUUUUGAGCGCGCAGGCGCAGGCUACUUUGAAGGUCAUACGCAGACGGAGACUAUUUGUUUUCCAGAAUCAACCCUUCUACCGGGAAAGCUGAAGCUUUUCCGGUCAUUAACCCGCCACGAAACAGGACCAAAAAAGCGGGAAAUAACCACAUCUUUUCUUUACAGUUGACAGGGGGUCCAGAUGGUCAAAGAUAAGAGCACCGGGUUCUAGACUUGCUGAGGAGGCAUACGCAUCUAGCAUUCAAGAGCAUUCCACAUAG